This is a messenger RNA of Mus caroli (Ryukyu mouse), 2196 nucleotides long. NCBI's taxonomy places the organism in Eukaryota, Metazoa, Chordata, Mammalia, Rodentia, Muridae. The record is from RefSeq and is a predicted model, not a curated record.
AUGACAGACAAAUUGCUGGUGAUCACUGUGGCUACGGCAGAGACAGAGGGGUACCGGCGUUUUCUGCAGUCUGCGGAGUUCUUUAACUACACUGUACGGACCCUGGGCCUGGGACAGGAGUGGCGAGGGGGUGAUGUGGCUCGAACAGUUGGUGGAGGCCAGAAGGUCAGGUGGCUCAAGAAGGAAAUGGAGAAAUAUGCAGAUCAGGAAGACAUGAUCAUCAUGUUUGUGGACAGCUACGACGUGAUUCUGGCAAGCAGCCCAACAGAGCUGCUGAAGAAGUUUGUUCAGAGUGGCAGUCAUCUGCUGUUCUCUGCUGAGAGCUUCUGCUGGCCUGAGUGGGGGCUGGCAGAGCAGUACCCUGAGGUGGGCAUGGGGAAGCGCUUCCUCAACUCUGGUGGAUUCAUUGGCUUCGCUCCCACCAUCCAUCAGAUUGUCCGCCAGUGGAAAUACAAAGANGACGAUGAUGAUCAAUUGUUCUACACUCAACUGUACCUGGACCCAGGGCUGCGGGAGAAACUCAAACUCAGUCUGGACCAUAAAUCCCGGAUUUUUCAGAACCUCAAUGGAGCCUUAGAUGAAGUGGUCUUAAAGUUCGACCAGAAUCGUGUGCGCAUCCGGAAUGUGGCCUACGACACACUUCCUGUUGUGGUCCAUGGAAAUGGUCCCACUAAGCUCCAGCUCAACUACCUGGGGAACUAUGUCCCCAAUGGCUGGACUCCCCAGGGAGGCUGUGGAUUCUGCAACCAGAACCUGAGGACACUCCCGGGGGGGCAGCCUCCCCCCCGGGUGCUUCUGGCCGUGUUUGUGGAGCAGCCUACUCCCUUCCUGCCUCGGUUCCUGCAGCGCCUACUGCUCCUGGAUUACCCCCCGGACAGGAUCUCUCUCUUCCUUCACAACAGCGAGGUGUACCAUGAGCCUCAUGUUGCAGAUGCCUGGCCACAGCUCCAGGACCACUUCUCAGCUGUAAAGCUGGUGGGGCCAGAGGAGGCCCUGAGCGCGGGGGAGGCCAGGGACAUGGCCAUGGACAGCUGUCGGCAGAACCCUGAGUGUGAGUUCUACUUUAGCCUGGACGCCGAUGCCGUCCUUACGAACCCGGAGACCUUGCGUAUCUUGAUUGAACAAAACAGGAAGGUAAUAGCUCCCAUGCUUUCCCGCCAUGGCAAGCUCUGGUCCAACUUCUGGGGUGCCCUGAGCCCCGAUGAGUACUACGCCCGCUCCGAAGACUACGUGGAACUGGUGCAGCGGAAGCGAGUGGGCGUGUGGAAUGUACCCUACAUAUCUCAGGCAUAUGUGAUCCGCGGGGAGACCCUGAGGACUGAGCUGCCCCAAAAGGAGGUAUUCUCCAGCAGCGACACAGACCCAGAUAUGGCUUUCUGCAGGAGCGUCCGGGACAAGGGCAUCUUCCUCCACCUCAGCAACCAGCACGAGUUUGGCCGGCUGCUGGCUACUUCUCGCUAUGACACAGACCACCUACACCCAGACCUCUGGCAGAUCUUUGACAACCCUGUGGACUGGAGAGAACAGUACAUUCAUGAGAAUUACAGCCGGGCCCUGGAUGGGGAAGGGCUGGUGGAACAGCCAUGCCCAGAUGUGUACUGGUUCCCACUGCUGACCGAGCAGAUGUGUGAUGAGCUGGUGGAGGAAAUGGAACACUAUGGCCAGUGGUCUGGAGGCCGGCACGAGGUGAGGAUGGAGGGCUCCCAAGGGGGACAGGCUAACCUAAGUUUUAUUUUCGUGAUCUCAUCUCCCCAGGGAGGCGGCUGCCGCUUCCUGCGUUAUGACUGCAGAAUCUCAUCUCCGAGGAAAGGCUGGGCUCUCCUGCACCCUGGCCGCCUCACACACUACCACGAGGGGCUGCCCACCACCCGGGGUACUCGNUACAUCAUGGUGUCCUUUGUUGACCCCUGACACUCAACCAGUCUGCCAAACCUUNUCUGCCACUGUGCCUUGUUGGACAACCUGGGUCGCCAUCCUCAGAGAGAGGGGACUCUGCCCGUCUCUUCUCCCGAGAGUGUCUGUGUGCUUGGGAUGGAAUGUGCUGGUCCCAACAGCCCUCAGGAGGUCCCUGGAGUCUUCCACUUGCCCACUGACCCCAUGGACUCAGGGGAAGUGGACUUCUGAGGGUCCCCUGCCUGAUAAAUUAUUAAGCUUCCUCAGCCUCACUUUCAAUAAAAGGGUGUUUGUAACCAUUUA